UCCUUCUCUCUCUCUCUCCUCUCUCUCUCUGUCUCUCUCUCUCCCUCUCUCUCUCUCUCUCCCUCCCUCUCUCUGUGAGCUUUGAGACCCGGGACUCUGAGGGGAGAGAUCAGUCCAUAACACGGCAGUCCUCCAUGGCUCUGUGCAACGGAGACAGCAAGCUGGAGAUCAACAGCACAGAGCAGAAUGGGUCAUGUGAAGGAGCGGUGGCGAUCCUGGAUGCUGGGGCCCAGUAUGGUAAGGUGAUUGACCGUCGGGUGCGAGAGCUGUGUGUGCGCUCUGAGAUCCUUCCUUUAGAGACCCCGGCCUUUGCUAUCAGAGAACAGGGUUACAGGGCAGUCAUCAUUUCAGGAGGCCCAGCCUCUGUUUAUGCAGAAGAUGCCCCCUGGUUUGACCCUGCCAUAUUCACUAUAGGAAAGCCUGUCCUUGGGAUUUGCUAUGGGAUGCAGAUGAUGAACAAGGUGUUUGGCGGCACAGUCCAUAAAAAGAGUGUGAGGGAAGAUGGAGUGUUCAGCAUUGGACUAGACAACACUUGCUCUCUCUUCAGAGGCCUUCAGAAGGAGGAACUGGUCCUACUGACCCAUGGAGACAGUGUGGAUAAGGUGGCUGAUGGCUUCAAAGUGGUGGCCCAAUCAGGGAAUAUAAUUGCCGGAAUUGCUAAUGAACAGAAGAAGCUGUAUGGGACACAGUUUCACCCUGAGGUUGACUUGACGGAGAGAGGCAUGGAGAUGCUGCGUACCUUCAUUUUCGAGAUUGCAGGAUGCACAAGCAACUUCACUGUCGAAAACCGCCAACAGGUCUGCAUUGACGAGAUCAAAGAAAAAGUAGACAAAUCUAAAGUGCUGGUGUUGCUGAGUGGUGGGGUUGACUCAACAGUUUGCACAGCUCUCCUCAACAAAGCUUUGAACCAGGACCAGGUGAUAGCAGUCCAUAUUGACAAUGGCUUCAUGAGGAAGAGAGAGAGUCAGAGUGUGGAGGAGGCCCUCACCAAGUUGGGAAUCAAACUCAAAGUGGUCAAUGCUGCUCAUACCUUCUACAACGGAACAACAACCCUUCCCAUUUCUGAUGAAGACAGGACACCACGAAAACGUAUCAGCAAAACUUUGAAUAUGACGACCAACCCAGAGGAGAAAAGAAAAAUAAUUGGAGAUACAUUUGUAAAGGUGGCAAAUGAAGUAAUUGGGGAGAUGAAUCUGAAGCCAGAGGAGGUUUUCCUUGCCCAGGGUACCUUGCGGCCUGAUCUCAUUGAGAGCGCCUCUCAUCUUGCCAGUGGCAAGGCAGAGGUCAUCAAAACACACCACAACGACACUGAGCUCAUCCGCAAACUCAGAGAUGAGGGAAAAGUAAUCGAACCGUUGAAAGAUUUCCAUAAAGAUGAGGUCAGAGCACUGGGGAGAGAGCUGGGCCUGCCAGAGGAGAUCGUCUCCAGACACCCUUUCCCAGGUCCUGGUUUGUCUAUCAGGGUGAUUUGUGCAGAGGAGCCCUACAUCUGCAAGGACUUUGCCGAAACAAACAACAUUCUGAAAAUUGUCACAGACUUCUCAGCAAGUGUCAAAAAGCCCCAUGCUUUGCUGCAGAGAGUCAAGUCGUGCAUAUCAGAUGAGGAGGAAGAGAAGCUCAUGCAGAUCACCAGCCUUCAUUCACUAAAUGCCUUCUUGCUGCCCAUCAAAACUGUUGGCGUCCAGGGUGAUUGCCGGUCCUACAGUUACGUGUGUGGUGUCACAAGUAAAGAAUCUCCACAUUGGGAAUCUCUCAUGUUCUUGGCCAGACUCAUCCCUCGAAUGUGCCAUAGCAUCAACAGAGUUGUGUAUGUAUUCGGUUCCCACGUGAAAGAACCACCAACAGACAUUACCCCGACCUUCCUGACCACAGGUGUUCUGAGCACGCUCAGACAGGCUGACUUUGUAGCUCACUCUAUCCUUAGAGAGUCUGGCUAUUCCGGUAAGAUCAGCCAGAUGCCAGUCAUCCUGACACCCCUGCACUUUGACCGUGACCCACUGCAAAAGCAGCCAUCCUGCCGGCGCUCCGUUGUGGUCCGCACCUUUAUCACCAGCGAUUUCAUGACUGGCAUUCCCGCCAUGCCGGGCAACCAUAUCCCAGAGGAGGUGGUUCUGAAGAUGGUGAAUGAGAUCAAGAAGAUCCCCGGCAUUUCCAGAGUCAUGUAUGAUCUGACCUCCAAGCCACCUGGCACCACAGAGUGGGAAUGAAACCCAUUACGACAUACCCAUAGAACACACACUCACACACAAUGCACAAACACUCUCAACAGAUAACAGAGAGGGCUGGUGAACUCCCCCUUUUCAGUCCCCCUUCCUAUUAUUCUCACCCUGCUCCUCUUCCCACCUCCUGUACCUCCACCCCUCUCUUCAACAUUCCCAUGGAAGGCAGACCGUACUGUGACGGGCGCACAUGCAGAGGCGCCUCUACUCUGCUCUCCUCACAACUCCUCCUUGGUCUUAAUAUUUUUGGCGAUAGGGAUUGAUUAAUGUUGGUUAUUGAUAAUAUAUUGUCAUUUUUUGAUCCAUGUUCAACAGUGUUUUCUUCUUUAAUGAAAAGGUGAAUUGCUGCUUCCUUUUGUAAGGUCAACCUUUAAAGACAAGCGGUGAGAAGCUGUGAAAGUUCACAAUGUGGACUUUAAUGUUGCAUCAGAUUGAGUUAUGGGAUGAGCUGAACAUGAAAAGCAAACAGUAGUGUCAAGGAAAGGAAAAAGAGCAGAUAGAGAGAGAAUGAAAAUGUUCAGUAAUUAUUUUUUUUGUCUGGUGUCUGUCUUACCAUUGUAGGUCAGAAUGUUCUCAACUUUAGACGAUCCUCUGAUGGUUAGUUUUCACUUUCUGCCUCUAUACUGUGCUUUGAAGAAGGUCGUCUGUUUAAGGUAAAUUUGGACAGAUGUCCCUUGUGACCAAUCAAUAAUUUUUAAGCUUUCUUUCUUUUUGCCAAAAGUGGAUAUGCUGUGGUGAUGUAUAAUGUUAUGGGUUCCUCUGACGAUCUGUCAAAGCUACAUUUGUUGAAAAGAUCUCUUGACUUGUUGCUGAACCCUUUGUGGACAGCAGUCAAUCCAACAUAAGCUUCAGUAUGAGGACUAGUAUGCAGAUGUGCAGGAGGCCAAUAUGGUGGGUGACUUUGUAUGUGCCUGUUUAAUUGCUUUUGUUUAUUCCUUUGGAUAUUUCCAGAAAGGAGGAUAUAACACUUUUUUCUCCUCAUGCUGCAAUAUGUAUGCUUUUUAUGAAGAAUAAAAAUGGCAAGGGGGCUAGCUAUUAAUGAAAUUAUAAGUACAGUAGAGUUUAUAACUACAUUGUGUAAGUUGCUGUUGUCAUUUCAUCACCAUUUGGCUGCUUCUUUGUUGUACAAGGGCAUAUUUUUUGCACAUUUAGGCUUGUUUCCACCUUUUAAGUAUUGGCAUAAUCAGCAUUACAUCCACUGAGAACUUCACCUCAUAAAUGUGUCCCUAUGUAGUGUCAAAGUUCGGGUUAUGAGCACAGUCUGUUGCCAUCUCUAAUGUAAGCUCACUGUGUCUGAGAAAGCUUAUUUUUUUCUGUCCUACACUGUCAAAACAUUCAGCACACCAUGCCCCUUGUCAUAUCUCAGUGAAUACAGUGCUCAGGUUUAACUGAGUUUUUAAACGUGUAUUGUACCUGAAAUAGACACACUCGGACGUUGUGCUUCUUAUGCCUCCAGAAUAUGAUUUUGUGCCUCUCUUCCUCUGUUAAACCUUAACCUUUAGUGGCGAAAUACUCCCAAUGCAACAUGAAUUGUUUUUCCUAACUUGUCUGAACUGCUAUUAGUGUGUCUCCCCCUCUUCUGCCUUUUUCUUAGUAGGUAUAUUCUGUUACAGAAAGUGUGUCUCCAUUACAAACAACACCGAGAGGAUAAUGGACACUAUUUUGUAGUUUAACUGCAAUUUCAAUAAGAUUAAGUUAUGCAAUUUAAUGUUUGUUUUUUCAGUUUUGUUCAAUAACGCUCAUUCUCCUUUAGUCACGUGCCUCAAACCAAGCCACUGCAUGCAGUUUCAUCGAUGAUGACAUUUGUAAAAUGGAAAACUGAGCUUUAAUAAAGAUCUUCAUGUUGAAA
Labrus mixtus (cuckoo wrasse) is the source of this 4068-nucleotide messenger RNA. It is a transcript of the gene gmps, whose product is annotated as guanine monophosphate synthase. The coding region runs from base 135 to 2207 and encodes 690 amino acids. Lineage: Eukaryota; Metazoa; Chordata; Actinopteri; Labriformes; Labridae. Gene Ontology annotation, biological process: GMP biosynthetic process. The record is from RefSeq and is a predicted model, not a curated record. The transcript has 16 exons. Gene Ontology annotation, molecular function: GMP synthase activity; ATP binding; GMP synthase (glutamine-hydrolyzing) activity. Gene Ontology annotation, cellular component: cytosol.